ACUUCUCACUCGCUCUUCUCUUCAGCUUCACACAACAACUCCCUCACCUGCAGUCCCUCUCCCUCACCUUAACAAUGACCCACCCCUACUUCGACCCCGCCCAGGCUGCCGUCUUCAACGAGCUCAGCACCGCUCGUGACAGCACUUUCGAGGUCUCCUACUUUGGCCUCCACGGCUUUGCCGGCGUCACACGCACGAUCCUCGCCGCCGGUGGCGCCAACUUCAAGAACUAUGUCCCCGCGGACUGGGCCACUGAGAAGCCUAGCGCCCCCUUCGGUGUCAUUCCCCUCCUCAAGGAGACCUCCAAGGACGGCUCCAAGACUAUCCACGUGGCCGAGUCCGACGCGAUCGAACGCUACCUCGCCAAGAAGUUCGGCUUCACUGGCGCCAACGCCUUUGAGGAGACCCUCGUCAACACCUAUGCGGCCCACACGACCGCACUCUUCCAGCAGUGCUUCCUGAAGUACUUUGGAACCAAGGACGAAGAGGUCAAGGCCAAGGCCAAGGCGGACAUGGCCUCGGGUUCGAUUCCCGGUUGGGUUAACUUCCAUGAGAAGUACCUGGCUGCGAACGGUUCGAACGGACAUUAUGUCGGUGACAAGACUUCGUUGGCGGAUAUUAAGACUUACCAUAUCCUCGGGUUGCUCCAGAGCCUGACGGGCGAGGACUUGAUCUCGGAGAGCAAGACUCCAGCGAUCUGGAAGGUCAAGACCACGCUCGAGAGCAUGCCCUCCGUUCGUGCCUGGAGGGAGACUGAGGACUUCAAGGCCUUUUCCGAGAAGAACCUGAACUUCCUUGGCUAUCCUUAAAUACCCACUAUCUUCUCAUUCUAGUAUAGCGACAAUAAAAUCACAUUCUGUAUACUAAUCAGCCCCAGGUACCGCGUCAAACAGAAAGGUG
Messenger RNA from Gamsiella multidivaricata, 900 nucleotides. RefSeq lists its product as uncharacterized. The coding region runs from base 75 to 809 and encodes 244 amino acids. The transcript has a single exon. Gene Ontology annotation, molecular function: glutathione transferase activity. NCBI's taxonomy places the organism in Eukaryota, Fungi, Mortierellomycota, Mortierellomycetes, Mortierellales, Mortierellaceae. Gene Ontology annotation, biological process: glutathione metabolic process. The record is from RefSeq and is a predicted model, not a curated record.